CGUCAACUAAGUGUCUUCACUCUCCACUUCAUAAUAUCAACUUCAUUCUAAACAAUUAGAAAGAACAAAUUAUACAUGUCUCCACAAACAUAAAGAAUAUGAAUUGUUUAAGGAAAAUAUAUUAUUUAGAAUAUUAAAUAUAUCGGGAAAAUAAUUAUAUGUGUGUGGGCUAGUACCCAUGGGUCGGAUUUACCUAAACCCAAACCCAACCCGACUCGGUUAAUAGUGUAGCAGGUUUAAACCCGAACCCGGCCCAAAACCCGUCAACACGGACUUUACCCACAUUGACCGGGUUGGGUCGGAUGGGUACCCGUGAGUUCGGGUUUUGUUGCUAUCCCUAACGCCAGCUGCUAGUUAUAUUUAUUCGCUUUGUUACACAACAAAAUGCAUGAGUGGUAGGUUGCCAACAUUUAUUUUGGUGUAGACAUAAACGACCAAAUGUAAUUUGCCAAUAUGUUUAGUAUAAAAAAUCAUUAUAGGUACCAUAUUGUAAAGUAUAAAAAAUUGUAGGUACUAACUUAACAAUCAACUCUCGAUUUGGACUAAAUUAGUUAUUUUGGAUACAAUAGCGUAAAGUUCGAGCCAUGUGAAAAUAUUAAUCCUUUUACUAUCUAUCUAAAAAUUGACAAAAUACACCUGUAUAUCCACAACUAUCACCUUUGUGACAAAUAUAUCCACAUCUAUCGAAAUACACGAAAUAUCCAUUUCCGUCUUCUCCUUUAACUCCGUAAGUUAACAUGAUGACUGGACAAACGGUGGUUGCUGAUUUGGCGGGUUUCUGACCACACUGUCUUACGUAGAUUAAAAGAGAAAAAAAAUAAAAAAACCCUAAAACCACCAAACGAGCCAUGACCUUCCAUUUCUCACUUCGAACAGUUUUCUCCCCUUCCCUCAAGCUCUCCGUUUUCCGACCACUCUGACGGCGAGAGUAGAGCUUCAAACACAGAAACACGCCGGAUAAUCACCGAUCCUCCUCCGAUCGACGCCUCCACCACCAAAUAACCCUACCCCAAGCCCAGAUUUCUAUUCGAACCACGAACCCCAACCAUCGCCUCCCUUUUACUCCGACGGGUUCCAUGCAGUCGGCGCCAUGGUGAUUCUUAGGAGCACCAUACUUCCGACGAAACACAAGCACAAUGGGGAAGUCUAAGGUGCAUCGUCGAAGUCCAGGAAACCCAAGAAGAUCGUUGUCGAGAAACCCUAAUCGCAGCCAAGGAGCUCCAUUUUCAAGUUCUCUUCGUUUGUGAGUGUCGCAUACCCUUCAAAUAAUCUUGUUGUGUCUUUUGAUUUUGGUUCGAAAGGUUCUUAUAGUGGAUUGUCUACUUUUCGUGAUUCGGUGGUUGGUUUCAAGGUGGGAAAGUGACAUAGCAAUUUUGAGAAGGGACCACUGCUGUCUGGGAAAAUCUGGUUGUCGCGAUUUUGCCUCUUAAUCUGACGAUGAGAACCUGCUUCUCCUGGGUAUAUAAGUAUUUUAAUUCUUGGGUUGUGAAAUCCCCAUCAUACAAUAAUGGUUUCUGAGUGUGUUGUUUAUUUGGAUGGUAGUGGGUAAUAAACUAUAAAUAGUAGGUUAAUAACUAAUUAGUGGUGAUGCUAUUGUUAAUCGUGUUUGUGUCAGAUGGCUGACUCGUGGGAAGAACUGGUGGGAGAGAACGAUCCAGGACAACCGGCCGAAUCACCUGAUAGCUUUGCAGCAGUGGAUGGAGCUCAAUCUGUUGCUAAAGAAGUGUUCCAUGUUUAUGACUCAGACAAUGCAGACACUUCAGAUAAUGAGUAUCGUGCUGCAAGGGACAAUCUAAGGGCUUAUGGGGAGAUGAUAAAAAGGAAGGUGAAGGCCAGGUCUAACUACCAUGGGGAGGAGGUUGAGCAGCUAGAUGAGUUUGAAGAAGACGACAGUGAGGAUGAAGAAGAUGAUGAGGUUGAGCAUGGUGGCCAUGAUGGUGAUGUCGAGGCUGGUUUAGAUGGUGCAGAUUAGGUCAGUGAGAUACCUGAGCAAGCAUCCCAGAACAACGACGAGCAUCCAGCACAUGAAGCAAGGGAAGAGACUUCCAAACAUUAUAGCUAUUGUCUAUUAGAAGAUUCAGAUAAUGUCAAACCUAAUUUGUCAGACGAGGAUGGUGGUGAACCGUUUGCUAAUGCUCCUCAUUAUGAUCCAACAUGUGAUCAUUCUCGGUUCCACUUUGUUCCACGGUUGAAGUUUGCAAAUGCAGAGCAGUUCAAGAAUGCAGUGGUUUUGCAUUCUGUAGCAGGCGGAGCUUGUUUGAGAUGGAAGAGGAGUGAACCAUCUAGAAGGGAAGCAAUUUGUAAGGAUGAUGAAGACACCACAUUUUGUCCGAGAUAAUUGUUUUAUUGAAAAUAAUUUUGUCACGUCAUACUACAAUUAUAUUUAAAUAGAAGUUGAAGAUAGUUUGGUUGAGACUAGCAGUUGCAAGUCAAUAUGAACCAACAAUUGUCAAAUUCGCUCCUAGUCGAUUCUAGGGCCUAAUUAGUUAAGAUAUGACUGGUUUAAGUUAAGAUUAGCAGUGGCAAAUCUUACAUAUAAAUUCUCAAUUGGAUGGAAGAAAUGACUAUAGUGCAAAUUUUGUUGCUCGAGUUUGGAUUUGAAUUAGGUAUUUGAAAUGGGACAAAUUGAAUAGUGGAAUGAGCUUUAUUAUCAAAGAUUGUACAACUUGGGUAAUGACCUCUAAAUGAAGCAAGAAUUAGAAUUAACUACAAUGACUAAUGCUAACUCUACAAAAUUUGGGGCACCAAUCAGAUUAAGACUAGGCCUCUUUGCUAUUUCUUUUGGGCCCAAAGCAAACCCAACCUGCAGAAAAAAAGAAGACCAGUCAGUUCUCAAGUGAGAGUCCAAGUCCAUAGAUUAAGCCCAAAUCAAAGUAAUUCAAGACUAGACAGAGCCCAGUAUCGGCCCAGAAAAAUGUAUGACAGGCCCAGCCCAGAUAAACGUCCAACAAACAGGCCCAGCUCGGCCCAACGAAAUCGGACCAUAACCCAACCGGCCUGGUUCGGCCUGACCACAUCCUAUCCACAGCCGACCUCAACAGGGGGCACACCUUUCAAAGUCGCAAUAAAGAAAUGGACGAAUCAUGUAGUGACACGUGGUGGUUUGGUUUGGUAUAAGUGAGCUCUUCAGGCUCUUUGAAGAGGGACAAAAAGGGGAAGAUUUGAAAAACAUACAGAAAUUCUAACUCUAAUCUCUUCAUUACAACACGAGACUUGAGUCCAGGGAUUCAAUCGGAGCAUCAAGGAAGCACUCUUGGCGCAGAUAUCUUAAUAAGGUUGGUGUUUUUUU
Molecule: messenger RNA, 3289 nt
Organism: Linum trigynum
Lineage: Eukaryota; Viridiplantae; Streptophyta; Magnoliopsida; Malpighiales; Linaceae
Source: the annotation of a GenBank genome assembly